Messenger RNA from Meloidogyne enterolobii, 2062 nucleotides. NCBI's taxonomy places the organism in Eukaryota, Metazoa, Nematoda, Chromadorea, Rhabditida, Meloidogynidae. The record is from the annotation of a GenBank genome assembly.
AUGGCCGCGCGCCGUUUUGGGGUGUCCCAGGGAAAAGCGACUGCUGCUUUUUUUUGUUUAUUUCUUAGCUUUGCCUGCUUUUUUUCUUCUCUUUUUGCAACACACUUAAAGCUUUUAGUUUAUUCUUUCUUUAAUUUUUGCUUUUUCUUGUCCCUUCUCGACCGAAAUUUUUUUUGUUUUGGUCACGCCAAAAUUAUAUAGGGAGAGGGUCAUCAAGUAUAGAAUUAAAUUUAGUUAGUCGAUGGUCUUUAUAUUUUUUGUGAUUCUUUGGCCUUUUUACCUUUAAUUUUCUUUUUUCUUAUAGGAAAUUAGCUAUAAUUAAUUGUUGGUUGAAUAUCGUGAGAGGAUAAAUGCCCCUUUUAAUGCUUAAAUAUAGUCGAGGUUGUUUAUAGCGCUUUUAGGAUAUGGUGCCCCUUUGGAUAUAGGGAUGAUCGAAAUUUCGUUUUCUCUUUCAUGCCCUUUUUUCUAUUUUGUUUCGUACCGAAACAAAAAAAUUUUUAUUUCGAUCACUCCUGAUCUUUUGCUAAAUUUGCGCUUUUUUUGGAGUUUUUUUUUGUGUUUUGUUUUUUUAAAUUUUCGCAUUUUUUUCUUUUUGUGUUAUUCAUUUUGAAAUCAGUUUCGGCAAAUCUCUGUUGGAUAUAUUCCAACCAGUGCCCUUCUCUCUUCACUGUAAUCGAGUUGACUUUUAUUAAUUUACUGUCAGUUAAAUUUUUAAAUUCUCGACUUUAAUUGUUUAACGUUUAAAUACGGUAUUUCUUCUAAUAGUACGACCGGAAUGUUUAUUUUUCAACCUACCUCUAGAGGCUCAGUUUAUUAGAAGAGUAUGGUCUAAUAGAAAGAGUCGCACUAUUAGAAGAAAUACGGUAUAUUUUUUGUUUUUUUAACAAUUUUUUAAAAUACUUAUCAAUGUUACCCAGCCAAUCUAUAAUUUUAAACAUCUAGCUACAAUUAAUUUAAUUUCUAAAUUGGGUUCUUCAAGAUCAAUCAGAAAAAUCUCUUUUUUCUUCUUAUUUUUAUUUAUUCAUCCCCAUUCAGCCGACCAAUUUCUCCCUCCAUCCAAAAAGCAGAGGUCAUUUUUUGCUUUUCGUGUUCCCAAUCUUUUUUAAAAGAUCUUGUCAAUUUUUAACGACCGGCUUUAACAAAAAAAUCCUUCGCUCUUUAUUUACACUAAAAUCUUUUUUUUAAAGCUUUUGGUAUUCGCCAGCUACCCCCCCCCCUUCCCCAUUAAUUUUGGAUUGCUCUCGGCGACAUUUUUCUACUUAAAUCUUUACUGAUUUUUUGUGCUCAACAACAACGAUGGCGGCGUUGACACUAAUCCUUCCCCUCGGUUGUCCAUCACUUUGGGUAUUCACAAAAAAAAAAAUUUUCUUUGCACUGUCAAAAAUAUCCUAACAUUAGGGGGAUAUGUACUAUUUUUUAAUGCCCUCAUUAACAAAAAUAAAUAUUUUUUGUUUCUAUUUAUAUCCAAAAAUAUCGUGUCUUUAUCCUGCUUCUCUUGUGCUUCAUCGAAUAACUUUGGCGCUUUUAAGGGCUACUUUACGGAUCAAGUUGUGGAUGGGAUAUAGGCUUUGAUUAAUGGGAGAUUGUUUGAUUCGGGUACUUUCUAUCCUGAGAUAGGCCAAAAUACAGUAUUACCUCUAAUCGAAUGCCCCCUCCCCAUCUUACCUCUGAAUGCUCUCUCUAACAGAAUACCCCUUGGGAGGCAAUUGGAAAAUAGAAUGCCUGGACAUUCAAUUGAAUACGGUAGCCUCUAUCCAAUUAACUUAAGUAAGGCUUACUCUCUUCACUAUUUUAUACUGGAGACCGUACCGAGUCGAAUCUCGAACAAAAUCUUUGGUUAUCGAGAUUGGGAUUUUUCUAUUGAUUCUCAUAUGACCAUUCGCUCGUACGACCCCCCUUUUGAUACCCAUGCAUUAUCUCCUUUAAAUGUUUCUGGCAUUUUAUUUUAAAUACAUUUUGUUUAUGGUUUAUUUUUAUUUGCACAAAUCCUCUUAUUUUUUUUACAAAAUGCUUUUAAGCUUUCAUUUGCUAAAUUUGCGCAAGCUUUAAAAGCAUUAAACUU